UGAACACUUACAAAAUCAGCUAAUGUCAUGAGGAAAAUAUCAUUUUAGAAUAAUGCAGCAGAUUUCAUGCUGACGCCCAGUGAUUUGAUCAUUCAUUCUGCUGGGAGGUGAAUCGAUGCCCAGCUAUGUGGCCCGUACUGUGGACUGCGCUGCGGACCUACGCGCCUUAUGUCACCUUCCCUGUGGCUUUCGUGGUGGGCGCAGUGGGCUACAACCUGGAAUGGUUUAUUCGGGGGACUCCUAAACCUCGAGAGGAAGAGAAGAGCAUAUUUGAACUGAGAGAGGAGAGGAAGCUGCAGGAGCAGGCGGGCAAAGACAGCACCCAGGUGCUCAGCCUGAAAGAGAAGCAGGAGUUCACACCUAAAGCGGCGCUGAACAGGAACCGACCUGAGAAGAGCUAACUCGUGUCAGACUUGUUUUUGCGGUUUCUCAGAAGGACGAUAGUGCACUUUAAGCAGACGGGGCCAUCUGCAGGACAGUGUCACCUCUGGUUGUGAUCACCUCACCUAAAGACUGAAUCCUGCCUGGAUGAGCAUUUCUGUCGCCAUUUAAAAACCUGUUUAAAACUCAAUUAACCUUAGAUACGGUGAUGAGAUUCCACUGUUAGUGCUGCACAUCUGUCUAUUCCAAUGCACAUCAAGGAUGACUCUGUUCAGUGUGCUUUGGAGUUAUAGUGUCACAAACGACCUCAACGAAUAUCAUUUUAAACUUGACUCAAACGGUCUUUUCUGUAUUUUCACAGGAGAUUGUGAAAGUUAAGACUGACGACUUCCUGUUUGAUGUUUUUGUUUAUUGUAAUGGAUUUUUGAUCUGAUGAUGUUGGAGGUUUCUCAGGAAGGAAAAGCUGCUUAGAAAUGUGCUCAGACUUUUAUUUUGAAAGCGUUGUUAGGAUGCACAUAUAAAUGCAAAUCAUGUCUGUUGUGAAAUUUUCUAAAGAAUAAAGGAAGAUUCAUUUCAUAUGUU
Oryzias melastigma (Indian medaka) is the source of this 963-nucleotide messenger RNA. It is a transcript of the gene smim12, whose product is annotated as small integral membrane protein 12. The coding region runs from base 126 to 401 and encodes 91 amino acids. The transcript has 2 exons. NCBI's taxonomy places the organism in Eukaryota, Metazoa, Chordata, Actinopteri, Beloniformes, Adrianichthyidae. The record is from RefSeq and is a predicted model, not a curated record.